UCCCCGCCUCAGGCCGAACUACUGCAGCCGGAGCGGCCAUGGGUGGGAUCGGCUCCGAGCCCCGGGCCCGCGGCGCCCGCCUCUCGUUUUAAGGAUUGAAGAAAUAGUCAAACAGUGAGCAGCAGUCAACCUCUCAGGGCAGUCUCCAUACCCUUUGUUGUUAUGGCAGGGGGAAGGCGGGGCCCUAACCGGACAUCCUACUGCCGAAAUCCUCUUUGUGAAACGGGAGCUACUGGGGGUUCUGGACAUUCCAUGAGUUCAUCGGUCACUGGUGUGCGCUCACGUACCAGGAGCGGUUCAGGUACGGGCCUCUCCAGCCCUCCUCUGGCAACCCAGACAGUGGUUCCGCUCCGGCACUGUAAGAUCCCAGAGCUGCCUGUGGAGAGGAGUGUCUUGUUUGAACUUCAGCUCUUCUUCUGUCAUCUCAUUGCUCUCUUUGUCCACUACAUCAAUAUCUACAAAACUGUGUGGUGGUACCCUCCCUCCCACCCUCCAUCACACACAUCACUGAACUUUCAUCUCAUUGACUUCAACGUGCUGACGGUGACGACAAUCGUCUUAGCGCGCAGGCUGAUCGGUGCCAUUGUGAAGGAGGCUUCACAAAGUGGCAAAGUCUCCCUGCCCCGCUCCAUUUUCCUUGUGAUUACUCGGUUUGCGGUCCUCACUGGGACAGGCUGGAGCCUGUGCCGGUCAAUAAUUCACCUCUUCAGAACCUACUCGUUCCUCAAUCUCUUGUUCCUGUGUUACCCGUUCGGCAUGUACAUUCCUUUUCUCCAGCUGAACUGUGACUUCCGGAAGACAGCCCUCUUCUCCCAAGUGGCUAACAUUGGCCCCCGAGAAACCGGGGAAGUGAACUCCAGGGGUAAAGACUAUCUAACAGUUUUAAAGGAGACCUGGAAGCAGCACACCAGGCAAAUGUAUGGCGUAGAGGCCAUGCCCACCCAUGCGUGCUGCCUCUCUCCAGACCUGAUCCGCAAUGAGGUGGAGUAUUUGAAGAUGGACUUUAACUGGAGGAUGAAAGAGGUGCUGGUGAGCUCCAUGCUCAGUGCCUAUUAUGUAGCCUUUGUGCCUGUCUGGUUUGUCAAGAACACUCAGUAUUAUGACAAACGGUGGUCAUGUGAGCUGUUCCUGCUGGUGUCCAUCAGUACGUCUGUGAUUCUGAUGCAGCAUCUCCUGCCUGCCUGCUACUGCGACCUUCUCCACAAAGCUGCUGCACACCUGGGCUGCUGGCAGAAGGUCGAUCCUGCCCUAUGCUCCAAUGUGCUACAGCAUCAGUGGACAGAAGAAUGCAUGUGGCCACAGGGGGUGCUGGUGAAACACAGCAAGAAGGUGUACAAAGCCGUGGGCCAUUACAAUGUGGCUGUGCCAUCUGAUGUCUCACACUUCCGCUUUCAUUUCUUUUUCAGCAAACCGCUGAGGAUCUUGAACAUUUUAAUUCUGCUGGAAGGAGCUAUCAUCUUCUACCAGCUCUACUCACUCAUCUCGUCAGAGAAGUGGCACCAGACCAUCUCACUGGCUCUCAUCCUCUUCAGCAAUUAUUACGCCUUCUUCAAGCUGCUGCGUGACCGGCUGGUCCUGGGAAAAGCUUACGCAUACUCUGCCAGCAGAGACUCAGAGCAGAAGUUCCAUUAAAUCGCACUGCUGCUCAGCUUGUAUUACGGACAAAACCUUAAAAAAAAAAACAAAAAAAAAAAAACACCCACACAAACAACCUCAGAGCUUUGUAUUUUUGUUACCACUGCUUUUUUCUUUGAUAACUGAUGUAAUUAAAAGGAAAAAACAUAUUUUUGUACUCCCAA
Messenger RNA from Gopherus flavomarginatus (Mexican gopher tortoise), 1799 nucleotides. It is a transcript of the gene TMEM39B, whose product is annotated as transmembrane protein 39B. The coding region runs from base 163 to 1632 and encodes 489 amino acids. NCBI's taxonomy places the organism in Eukaryota, Metazoa, Chordata, Testudines, Testudinidae. The record is from RefSeq and is a predicted model, not a curated record. The transcript has 9 exons. Gene Ontology annotation, cellular component: membrane.